UGGAACGCAUUCGAUUUUGUUAUUGUGCUAGGAUCUUUCAUUGAUAUUAUAUACGGGAAGCUUUCGCCGGGCUCAAACAUUAUUAGCAUAAAUUUUUUCCGCCUUUUUCGUGUAAUGCGACUAGUGAAAUUGCUGAGCAGAGGAGAAGGAAUUCGAACACUUUUGUGGACUUUUAUGAAAAGUUUUCAGGUUUUCGGAAAAGUUGCCUUGAAUGAUGAGACGCAUAUUCAUCGUAACAACAAUUUUCAUACGUUUCCUGCUGCAGUACUUGUCCUUUUUCGGUACUGUUUCGUUCUUGUUUUUCUUACUGAUGCUGUAGAAUUUCGCAAAUCCCUCUCAUAAUA
Molecule: messenger RNA, 344 nt
Organism: Gongylonema pulchrum
Lineage: Eukaryota; Metazoa; Nematoda; Chromadorea; Rhabditida; Gongylonematidae
Source: the annotation of a GenBank genome assembly